Ctenocephalides felis (cat flea) is the source of this 894-nucleotide messenger RNA. RefSeq names its product probable pyruvate dehydrogenase E1 component subunit alpha, mitochondrial. The transcript is spliced from 5 exons. Gene Ontology annotation, molecular function: oxidoreductase activity, acting on the aldehyde or oxo group of donors, disulfide as acceptor. The record is from RefSeq and is a predicted model, not a curated record. Lineage: Eukaryota; Metazoa; Arthropoda; Insecta; Siphonaptera; Pulicidae. The coding region runs from base 43 to 894 and encodes 283 amino acids.
GCUACUUUGACCCAAGAAUUUGCUCUAAAAUUAUACAAAGAUAUGUAUGAAAUUCGCCGAAUGGAAAUGUUGGCUGCCGAUUUGUACAUGAAAAAGAUCAUUAGAGGUUUUCUACAUUUGUAUGCUGGUCAAGAAGCUUGUGCUGUGGGCCAGAAACUGGCCAUGAGAGGGGAUGAUAAGGUCGUGACCUCCUACCGAUGUCAUGGAUGGGCCUAUUUAAUGGGCUUAACACCAACCCAAAUAUUAGGCGAACUGGCUGGUCGAGAAGUCGGAGCUUCUCGAGGCAAAGGCGGUUCAAUGCAUUUGUACGCCGAGAAUUUUUUUGGGGGCAACGGCAUAGUUGGAAGUCAUGUGCCAUUGGGUACCGGAGUAGCAUUUUCUGUAAAAUAUCGAGGAAGAAAAGAGAUUGUUUUAACCAUCUAUGGUGAUGGAGCUGCUAAUCAAGGACAAGUUUUUGAAUCCUUCAACAUGGCAAGUCUUUGGCAAUUGCCAGUAGUCUAUGUUUGCGAAAAUAAUAUGUACGCAAUGGGUACUCAUAUAAGUCGAGCUUCAGCAAAUCCGGAAUUCUACAAACACGGAAUAAAUUUUCCGGGCAUUAAAGUAGAUGGAAUGGAUGUAAUGUCUGUUUAUGAAGCAACAAAAUUCGCCCGACAAUAUGCUUUAACCCAUGGGCCUAUUAUAUUAGAACUGGAUACAUACAGAUAUUUCGGUCAUUCGAUGUCAGAUCCAGGAACAAGUUACAGAUCCAGAAAAGAAAUUCAAGAUGUUCGGAAAACACGGGAUCCAAUUAUGCAAUUUAAAAAUAAAGUUUUGGCUGCAAAUUUAGCAACUGAAGCAGAUUUUAAGGUAAUAGACAGACAAAUCCAACGAAGAAAUAAAUCCAAUAUUCAUUAA